Apis cerana (Asiatic honeybee) is the source of this 6901-nucleotide messenger RNA. Its product is annotated as myb-like protein X. Gene Ontology annotation, cellular component: nucleus. Gene Ontology annotation, molecular function: zinc ion binding. NCBI's taxonomy places the organism in Eukaryota, Metazoa, Arthropoda, Insecta, Hymenoptera, Apidae. The record is from RefSeq and is a predicted model, not a curated record.
ACAAAAAGCGUUGUUCUGCGUUCGUUGUCGGAUUUUAUAGUGAUAUCUACGUUUCUUGAAUCAGUAAUAAUUUAGGCUUUAUGGUCCAGAUCAUGCAAAAUAGAAACGAGCGCCCAUCGGCAAUUGUGUGCAUUGCGUAUCAUCAAUUAAGUAUAAUGACUGGUAUUAAAGAUCCAACUAAACAACCCGAUUUAGAGAAAAUAAAACAAGAGAAUGAACAAAUGAAUGUUCUUGUUAGAAGAAGUUUUAUGGAUAUAAAAAAUAUGUAUAUGCAACAUUUUUUCAAAUUUUCUAAAGACAUGGCAGAAUCUUUCAGGUCAAUAUUAGAUGACAUAAAAGUUCGUAUUGAAGAAUUUCAUGAACAAAAUCAAUCUAUAUUUGAUCUAUUUUCACUUUCACAACUACAAAAGUGGUCUCAAUCCCAACGUGAACAAUAAUUUGAAUUGAGUACGUGUAUAUUAUUUAAAUGCUGAUAAUAUGACGACGAUGCAUCUACACCGUACGCCAUCUUAAUUCGAAUAAUCUAUUUUUGUUCAUUUAUUUCUAUAUAUUAAUAUGUCACAACAAUACUGUUUUCUUUGCGCAAGUGAUGGUGGUGUUUUCUUGGAUAUUACGGAGGAUAAUAAACAAGUAUAUUAUGAUCAAUUUGAGAUCUGCUCACUUGUUAAGGUAGUUUUACAUAAAAAAAUGCGUGCUUAAAAUCACUAAUUUGCUAGUGAAUAUUCAAAUCUGAUUAAAUUUUCUGGAGCAAAUCUGAGCGUGCGUCGAUAUUUGCACAUUAAAUAACGUAAAUAUACGAAGAGAUAUUUUUAAGUUAAUUUGUCAAUAAUUAUAUUUAAAUAUAAUAAAAAAUCUAUUCUUAUUGUUAUAACCAAUCUAUUACAAAAAAUCAUAUUGUAAUAUUAAUUUUUUAAAGUUAUUAAUUUACAAAUAUAAUUGAGGUACCAAAAGCAAAUGAAUUGCCAACCAGAAUUUGUCAUAAAUGUGCAUAUGAAUUAAAUCAAUGUAGUGCUUUUAUAAAAAAAUUUAAACGAAAUACAAAGCAAAAAACAAAUGUCCGCAAACAAUGCUGCAAUUUAUGUCGGGAACCUGCAAAAAACGAAUUUAUUUUUGAUCUUGUUAAAGAGAAAAACUUGCAACAAAGUAUAUUUUUCAAAAUACGAAAGCUUUUCAAUCAUGAAUUUGAAAAAUUUUGGGAAGAGUUUAAAUUUAUAUGUUUAUCUUGUCGAUACACAAUAGAUGUGUUGUUGGAUUUACAACACAUAUGUGAAGAAACUGCAAAUACCAUAAAAUUCAAUAAUACAAAUAAUAAGGAAACAAAUAAUUUGAUUUUUCAUAAGGUAAAAACAACUGUCAUAAGUCGCAAAACUACUAUUACUGAAUCUAAGAGAGUAAAUUUAUCCAUAUUACGGGAAAGGGAAAUUGAUUCUGACAAUAUGACUCGUACACGGUCUCAAAAUCAAUUGAAUAAAAAAAUAACAUCAAAGUCUUGUAAUAAAUGUCAUGAUUCUAUUAAAACUGAUGAUGAUAUGUAUAAGAUUCAUGAAACAGGAAAUAUUGUAUGUAAAAAUUGUUGGAAAAAUAUGAAUAUUCAUAAGGAUGAAAUUGAAAAGCAAAAACAACAAAAUCUUACAGAAAUCAAACUUUGUACAGUUUUUCUAAAAGAUGUAUUAAAAGAUAGUGAUAUAAAAGCGAAAAAACUGUAUAGAAUUAAUGAAGAUGAUAAAGGUAAUAAAACAUAUAUUAUAAUGGAUAAUGAUUUAAAAAAUGAAAAUAAAUCUAAUAAAGAAUUUGAUAAUAUAGGAAAUACUAUAGAAAAACAAGGUCAAAAGCGAUCUAUUAAAGAUAUAAAUGAAAACACAAAUAAUGAAUAUACACCUAAUAAAAAGCAUAAAUCUAAUACAAAAGAAAUAAAUAAUAUUAAUUCAAAAGAGUCAAAUUUGAAGCAAAAGAAUCGAAAUCGAAAUAGUAUUCAAAAUUCAGAUUCAGAUUCUUCUGUAUCAAAAACUGCAAAAAGAAAACAAAGAACCUUAACAAGACAUAAACGAGCAAUUGGUUUAUCGUUAUCCGAUGCCGACGUUGACAAUAAGCAUAGUCGUAAAAGAUUAAAAACUAUUUUUAAAACUGUUUCUAUAGUAAAAAAUGUAGAUGAAAGUGACGAAUCGUUAUCAAACGAAGAUGUAUCAAAGAAAAAGCGAACAAGACUUACAAGCGCUCCACCAGAGAGUAUAUCUUUGCGAAAAACAAGGAAUAAUAGCCAAAACUUUGCAAAACGUUCCAUGAAUUUCAGCGAUUUAACGUCUCAUGAAUUUCAAUCUUCAGAAUCAAAUAAUAAAAAAGAUAUAUUUGAGACUCAGACAUAUGUAUGUGAUGAAUGUGGAGCCAGUUAUGAAAAUAAAGUGAUAGGUUUAACACACAAAUUGACGCAUUAUAAACAAUUAAGAUUAGAAAUUCAAAAAUUAAGUGACGAAAGUUUCAUAAAAGAAAUACCAAACUCAAAUGAAGCAGUAAAUGAUUUAGAAGAUCUAUCUGAAUCUAUAAUAAUUUCAGUAGAAGAUGAUGAAGAAGAAUUAAUGGAAGAUGAAAAGAAUUUAAAUGAAAAUAAUCAUGAAAAUGUUUUUUCUCCUAAAAAAGAAGUAAUAGAAGAUGUUGUUGAUGUAAAACUAGUCAUGAAAGAAUUUGACGAUGAUCAAAUACAAAAAAUUGAGAAUGAAAAGGAAAUGGAAAUUAAAACAAAUGUUGAUAUUUCAUCAAUUCAAAAUGAAAAUGAAGUUGAAAAAGACAUUAUUACAGAAACUGAAAAUAAUUGUACUGAUAAUGAUAAGACUGAUAAAAGUAUUUAUGAAUUUGAUGAAAAUAUGAAAUUAGAAGAAAUACAGAAAAAUUCAAAUAAAAUAUAUAAUAAUAAUGAAGAUAUACAGGAAAAAUAUAAAGAAAAGAAACAAAUAAAUGACCAAAAAAAUAAUGGAACUAAAAUAGAGGAAAGAAAGAAAAAUGAUGACAUUACAGAAAAAGAAAAAGAAAAUAAUGACAUUAAAGAAAGAGAAGAAGAAAAUGAUAUUGAAGAUGGAGAAAAUGUAAAGAAAAAUAUAAAUAAUAAAAACAAUGAAAAAGAAAAAGAACAGGAGGAAAUGAUAUACAAUGAAGAAGAAAAAGAGCAAGAACAAAUGAUGCACAUUGAAAAAGAAAAAGAACAAGAAGAAAUGAAAUACAAUGAAGAAGAAAUUAAAACGAAUAAAGAAAGUAAAUCUAAUGAAGAUUUUGUUGAAUUUACUAUGAAUGAAAAUGAAAUUCAGACUCCUUUUAAAGUGAUUGAACAAAAUGGUAUUGAAAAAAAAGAAAUAAAUGAUAGAAAUGAUUCAAUACAAAAUACAAAACAGAAAUUGUUUGAAUGUAUACAAGAAAGAAAAUCUGAUGAAAGUGAAAUAUAUACAAAAAUAGAUAAUUUCAAUUCAAAGGAAUCAAAAUUAGAAACAAACAUAAUAUUGGAAGAAGAAAACAUAAUAAAUAAAAACGAUCUUCAUAUAGAUGAAGCAAAAAUUAAAUUAAAUAUUUCAACACAAAAAGAGCUAAUGAACGAUUCUGCUAAUGUUGUAGCAGAAGUAUUGCAAGAAGUACUUGAUUUAGCAAGUGCAAAGGUUGAAGAACGGCAAGAAACUAUUGAUAUAGAUGCAAGAAAUAAUUUUAUCGAGACGGAAACUUUAGAAAACAUAUCACAUGAAAUACAAAAUACUGUUGAUAUGCCAUCUCUCAAAGUAGACAAUAUAAUCGAUUUUGAGUAAUAUCCAUAGAUGAGAUAAUUUCAUAAGUAUAUUUAUUACCACUUUUCUAUAACAAAUUAAGUAUAGUUCUGAUAUAAAAAUCCAUUUUCUUUUGUUUUUCUUAUUUAGAUGUUUGAUAUAUAUGUAAAUAUAUCUUGUAUAUUUUUAAUUUACAUUUAUAUAAAUAGAAAAAGAAUAGAAUGAAUAAUUAUUCAAUUCUUAUUUUAAAUUUAAACAGAGUAUUCAAUUUUAAUAUACAUUUUUAAUAAUUUUCAAUUAUUUCAAAUCAUUAAUAUCCUUUGUAUACGUAGUUUAUUUUUUCAUAGAAAUAUAUUAUUAUUUAAAAACAUAUUAUUACAUAAAUGAUUAUAAGUUGACGUAUCUGAUAUGUUGUAAAUAUGUCAUAUAUAUGUUGAUAUUUAAUAUUUUUUAUAAUUUUCAUUAUGCUAGGAAGAAAGUUAUAUUACAUACAUAAUUAAAUAGUUUAAAAGUUUAGAUAAAAAUAAUUGAACUCAUUUCUAAAUAUUUGCAAUAAAUUUUUAUAUGUUAAUUAUCUCUUUAUUAAGAAAUAUUUAUAGAAUAGAAAAUUCUAAACAAGUUUACUUAUUCAUAAUUGGAGAUAUUAAACGUUAAUAAUUUCUUAAUUUUAUUAAAAAGUUUAUAAAUUAAAUAUUGAUUUAUUUUUUAAAAAUUGAUAUAUUUUUAAAAACUGAUAAAAUUUAUAAUUAAUUGUUUUUAGUGGUAUAAGUACCAUGUAAAAUAUUUAAAAUUUAAAGUAAAAAUAAGAUAUUGCACAUAAAUAUAGUAUGUAAUCAUGGAAUAAAUCUUUUGAAAUUUAUUAAUAAUUAAUUUAUUAAUAAUUAUUAUUGAUAUAAUUAAAUUUUACUUUUUGUAUUCUAUGAACUUAUUACAAUAUAAAAUCAUCAUGAAAGUUACAAUUUUAAUACAUAUGUAAAAUGAACUAAACAAAUUGAUUGAUUGAAAUUUUAUUUUUAAUAACUUUAAUAAUAAUAUAUUUUAAUAAUUUUUUAUAAUACACAGUUUUUUUUAUAAAAAACUAUUUAUUAAAACUUUUUUUUUUUAUAAAAAAAAAUUGGGUUCAUUAAAGCAAUACAUUUUCUUUAACUUAAUCUUCAUUUUGUAUUUAUUUUUGUUUAAUUAUAUAAAUCAAUUUUCGAAAAAUAUAACAUAUAUAUUUUUAUAAGUUUGACUGUGCACAAAUUGCUUGUUUAAAAAUUAUUGCGACAAUUCAUAUUCACAAAAGAAGAUAUGAAGUUUUUAUACUUAAAUAUAAAGUUGGAUAAGUACAACAUGAAUCUAUAAUUAGAAAUUUUAUUUGGCAUUAUUGUUACAUAUAAAUUUUUAAGCUUUUGUAAAAGAUAGUGAAGAUGAAAUUGUAUCCGCGUUUUCAUAUUCAAUUUCCAAAUCUGACUUUACAUCUGAAACAUUUAUAAUAUAUAUAUAUAAAAUGAUAUUUUUCAAGGUAAAUAAGAUUUUAUUUAUAUAUAUAUUAGGAUGAUUCUUAUUUUCGAAACGUUCCCAGAAUAGUUGCAAUUAAUAAAAAAAAAAUAAUUUAUACAAAAUUUUUUCAAUCAAAUAACGAGAGAAUGUACUCUUGUUUUAAUAAUUGAUUAAUUAUUCGAUGAGAUAAUCAACAUUUUAAUUUUCAAAAUUAAAAAAAAAUUUUGAUAUUUUUUAUUUUUUUUUAUUUUUUUCAAAAAAUCAUUUAUCAAAAUCAUUUAUAUCGUUAUGUUAUUAUAUACAAAAUAAUAUGAUAUUAAAAAUACAUUCUGUUUAAAUUUGCAUCUAUUACAUUUUUUGAUAUAAUUAAUAAUUUAGAAGACAAUAAAAAAAACAAUUUUAUGAGUAUUUAAUUAAUUAUUUCUUCAAGAUAUAUGUUUUCAUUAUCUAAGCGAGUAUAUAUAUAAAUUUUGUACACAUUAUUUUUUUUAUUAAUUAAAACUAUACUAAAAAAUAUCAUAAAAAAACUUUAAUCAAAAGUAAAUAAGAUUAUUUUAAUUUAUGCUCUCACAAAAGUCAUAAAAUAGUUUACAUUCGGUUCAAGACUGGUAAAAAACAGAAAGAAUGUAUGAAAAAAAAUUACUUAAUCUAGUAUAUUUUAUACAAUAAGAAAAUAUAAAGUAUAAUAAAAAAAAAUCUGCAAUUUAAAAUGUAUAUCUUUAUCAAAUACUAAAGUUUUUUCAAAAAAUAAAAUAUCUUAUGAUUUUUGAGUGGAAAUAUAAUACAUUUAUAAUAUAUAUUCAACAAUCAUCCACAUAUUCAAAAUUUAAUCAAUAAUGUAUGAUUUUUCAUAAAUAAGAAAAAAAAAAGAAAUUAAUUUUAGUAUUUUAUGUAAACAUCUGUUACAUAUUAAAAAUUUUAGAAGUAUAAUGGUAACCAUUGUAUGACAGUCAUUGGAGUGUUUUUUGAAGAAAAAUAUGUACAUAAUAUAAAUAUGCAAUAAUUAUUAAAAUUUAUUAAAAUAAAGACUUCGAACUAAAUAUAAGUCGUAUGCUUUUGGAUGAAAUUUUAAAUUUCUCAAAUAUUAUAAUUGAUUUUAUCAGGAUUCAUAUGAUAUCUGAUAUUGAUAUAUGCAAUAAUGUAUUAAUAUACAUUAAUAUGAUACAUUAUCAAUAUGAUAAUUAUAAAAAUAAUUAUAAAAAUUCAGAAUAUAUUAAAAAUUUUUUUGAUAAAUAAUAAAACAUAAAUAUGUAUAAAAAAAUAGUUAUACAUUGUAAUAUUACAUAAUAAUUUAAUAGUAAAUGUUCAAUUUUGAUUACCGAUUAUUUUUUCUUCUUCAAUCCAGAAAGGUUUUCUGUGACUUUUCCAUUGACAAAGGUCCAAUGUUGCGUUUUGAUCAUAUUCACCACAUCGUAAUAACAAAUCGAUAUAUUUCUCGAUUUUUUCUUGCCCUUUAAAAAGAUAUAUAUAACAUACAUGUAUUUUUUUUACACAUAAAUGAACACUUUAGAGAUUUUUAAUUUCUAUUUCAUUUAAGAAUAGAUAAGAGACAACUUAUACUUCAAUACUUUGUAAUUAAGUACUCAAUAUCGUGAUACGAUUUGUGUAGAUAAAUAUUUAAGAAAUGUUAAAAUAUGUAAAAUAAAAAGAAAAUAAUAAUUGUAUUUCUAUAUAAUUAA